AGCUGAGGGCAGCUCACUGUGUGCUGCGAAGACAGAAAGGUCUCUGGACGCACAGCUACACGUUUGGCCACUGGACUGUCCCACAUCCAACACGUUGUUUCUACAAGUUGUGCGUUUGAGCGCUGCGGGAGACUCGGCUGCUGGACACGGAGGGCGGCAGCGCUCCUGGCGGAGACAAGCUUGACGAUGCAGGUUCAGACUGUGGCUUUUGGAAGAGGAUUAACACUGCUUACCAACUAACGGGGUGGGCAUGCAGUAACGCUGGGGGAGGAUGUGGCCGUCUUUGUGGUUCUGUAAGUGGCUGGGAGUUGGCAUUGGAGUCCUUGCUGCGUCAAGCUUCUCUCAGGACUCAGAGGACUGGCAGUAUGAGGAAUGCAAGCUCUCUAGAGCUGGUCCACCAGCCACCAUAGUCGCCAUAGAUGAAGAGAGCCCCAAUGGUACUCUUCUGGUGGAAAACAUGCAGAUCAAUGGGCAGACAGAGGACCCGGACAGAACCAUCGCGUUAUCCCUGCGAGACAACUCCAACAACUGGGUGAUCCUAGACCCAGUCCAGCAACGUCUUUACCUUAACAGUACUGGUAGAGUCUUGGAUCGGGAUCCUCCUUCCUACAUCCAGACCAUCGUGGUGCAGGUCCAGUGCACCAAUGAGCUGAUUGGCACAGUGAUUCUCCACGAGGUGCGCAUCAUUGUGAGGGAUCGCAAUGACAAUGCUCCUCACUUCCGGCAGCCACGCUACUACGUGGCUGUUAAUGAGCUGACUCCUGUUGGCACCACCAUCUUCUCGGGCUUUGCCGGGAACAACGGUGCCGUUGACAUCGACGACGGGCCGAAUGGACAGAUUGAGUACACCAUUCAGUACAACCCUAAUGACCCGACUGCCAACAAGACGUUUGCCAUCCCGUUGACCUUGUCUGGCUCUGUGGUCCUGAGAGAGAGGCUGAACUAUGAGGAGAUCACCCGCUACCUCGUCAUCAUCCAGGCCAAUGAUCGGGCUCCUGACUCUAGAGACCGUCUAACGGCCACCACCACGCUGACGGUAGACGUGCUGGAUGGUGAUGACCUGGGCCCCAUGUUCCUGCCAUGCAGCCUGGUCGACAACACGCGGGACUGCAAGCCGCUCACCUACAGGGCCAUCGUGUCAGAGCUGGCAGACCCCAACCAGGUGAACCCAGUCAACGUGACCCCGCCGAUCCAGGCUGUCGACCAGGACCGUAACAUCCAGCCGCCCUCCGACCGACCAGGGAUCCUCUAUUUCAUUCUCAUCGGCAAACCCGAGUCAUACGCGGACUACUUCCUUCUGAACAGCACAACGGCCGAACUGAGGCUUCUACAGCCCGUCAGCCGUGAGCAGCACCAGCGAUUUGACCUGGUGAUCAAGGCAGAGCAGGACAACGGGCACCCUCUCCCGGCGUUCGCCAACCUGCACAUCGAGGUUCUGGACGAGAACGACCAGGCGCCGUACUUCCAGUUAGUCACUUAUCAUGGCUUUGUCAUGGAGUCUGCUCCAGUUGGAACAACAAUCUCCAGCAACGCCAGUCUCACCUGCCCUCUGAGCAUUGUCGCCAUGGACAAUGAUGUGGAGCAGACCAAAGACCCCAUGGUGCAGUUCUCCCUGGACAACUACGCCAGCAUCUUUGCAGUGACGCCUACCGGGCUGGCCCGCUACCUGACACUCCUAAAGCCCGUGGACCGCGAGGAGCAGCAGAGCUACGGCUUCACAAUGGUCGCCUCAGAUGGUGUUCACGAGAGCUCUCCGGUGACCAUUAACAUCACAGUGAUCGAUGCCAACGACAACACGCCCACCUUCCCCAACGUCUCCUACAGUGUCAACGUUUACACAGACAUGCAGCCCGGGGAAACAGUAUUACGGCUCACUGCGACAGAUACUGAUGAAGGUCCCAAUGGCCUGAUAAGCUACAGCAUUGUCGCGGGGGCCCAGGGCCACUUCAUCAUGGACAACCGCACAGGGCUGAUUACAGUGGCACCCGGUGUCAACCUGACCAUGGGACACUCAUAUGCGCUCACCGUCAGGGCGGAGGACAGUGCUCCUUCCUCUGAGCAGAGGAGUUCCAUCACCACUGUGUACAUCGAGGUGCUGCCCCCCAGCAACCAGAGCCCCCCAAGCUUCCCCCUGCUCCUCUACAGCCUGGAGGUCAGCGAGGCCAUGCGGAUUGGAGCCACCCUGCUCAGGCUACAGGCAACAGACCGUGAAAGGGAUCCCAUUACGUACGCCAUCCAGAGUGGGGAUCCUGACAACGUCUUUGAGCUCCACCAAACGCAGGGGCUGCUGCUGCUGGCCAAGCUGCUGGACAGGGAGCGUACGGACCGCUACACGCUUGCCGUGACUGCCUCCGACCGCAGGCCAGAUGGGACUUCGACCACCACAGUCAGCGUGCUGGUGACCGACAUCAAUGAUAACGAUCCAGUGUUUGAUUCUCUGCUGCCCCGAAAUCUCACUGUUCUGGAGGAGCAGGCCAAUGCGUUCGUGGGUCAAGUAAAGGCAACGGAUCCCGACCUGGGCGCCAACGGGCAGGUGCGAUACAGGCUGCUCACCCACACCGACCUGUUUCGCAUCACGUCUGACGGGAACAUCUCCACGACUACGACGCUGGACCGAGAGCGCAGGGCUCACUAUGACCUGGUGGUGGAGGCGUAUGAUGCGGCCACGGACCCCCGUCGAGCCACUGUCAAGCUCUCCGUCAGCGUGCUGGAUGUGGAUGACAACAGCCCGGUGUUUUCCCAAGCCUCGUACAGCGUACUUCUUCCUGAAAACAGCCCUGCCGGCAUCAUCCUCCACCUCAGUGCGUCAGACCCAGACAUGAUCUCAAACGUCACCUACCGCAUCAGGACAGAGGAGGCCAAGGAGCUGUUUGUGCUGGACCCCAUCACAGGCGAUCUGAGGGUGCUGUACACCCUGGACUACGAGAAGCUCUCCACCCAGGAGACCACACGUACCUUCGUGGUGGAGGCUCUGGACGAGGGUGGGAGUAUGCCGGCUGGCCUCACCACCGUUACUGUCUCCAUAACGGACAUGAACGACUUCUCGCCCGUGUUCAGCCAGACGACGUAUGCAGGCAUGGUGGCACCUAAUGCAGCGAAGGGGACCAUCAUCACCACCGUGCAAGCUGAGGACUUGGACACCCCGGGCACAGUGGCCAGCCGAGUGCACUACCGCGUGGACCUGGAGCAGUUCCCCUACAGUGCCACCAUCUUUGAUGUGGAGAAGCACACAGGCAACAUCUUCACGAGGGUCAACCUCAACGAGGAGCCCAACACCAAAUUCAGUUUGGUGGUUCUGGCUUAUGACGAUGGCGAGCCGGUGAAGUUCAACAAGACCCUGGUGGAAAUAACCGUCUUACAGCCGUCCGUGAUCCCUGUGUUCACCCAGGAGGAGUACAGGUUUCCCCCUGUUAGUGAGAGUGCUCCGGUGGGAAAGGCAGUGGGAGUGGUCCUGGCGGCUGCCGUAAAUCAGACCAUCGUGUACUCCGUCCUGGAGGGGGAUGAUGGGGGCGAGUUCACCCUGGACAACCAGACCGGAUUGAUCAGCACCGCCAAACCGCUGGACUAUGAGAGCAAGAGCAGCUUUGUGCUCCGGGUGGUGGCUGACUCCAUGCGAGUGGUCUCCUCUAACCUGAGGGCACCGUCGAAAAGUAACACAGCCAAAGUGUUCAUCGACGUGAAGGAUGAGAAUGACCAUCCUCCCGUUUUCACCAAACCGCUCUACCUGGCUGGGGUCGCAGAAGACGCCAGGACCUUCACGUCCGUCCUGCAGGUGCAGGCUCUGGACAAAGACACAGGGAAUUACAGCGCCAUGCGCUACCGACUCACCACCCCCCCCACGGCUGACGGGAAGGACAGCUUCGUGAUCGAACCUUACACAGGCAUCAUUAAGACAGCCAUCGUGUACCGGAACAUGCGACGCUACUACUUCAGAUUUGACGUUAUCGCCACCGACAACUACGGACAGGGUUUGAGCAGUAGUGCACAAGUGGUGGUGUCUGUGGUUAACCAGCUGGACAUGCAAGUGGUGGUCUCCAACGUGCCCCCCACGGUGGUGGAGGAGAACAAGGAGCAGCUGAUUGGGAUUCUAGAGCAGUACGUUCAGGACCAGGUCCCAGGUUCCACGGUGAUGGUGGAGUCUGUUGGGCCACACCGAUACGGAGACACCUACGAGCAAGAAGACUACUCCAAAUCAGAUCUGAUGGUCUACGCCAUUGACCCCAUGACCAACCGCGCUCUCUCCAUACAGGAGCUGUUCAAGUUCCUGGACGGGAAGCUGCUGGACAUCAGCAAAGCGUUCCAGCCAUACCUGGGGCGGGGCGGGCGUAUCCUGGAGAUCCGCACGCCCGAUGUGGUGACAAGCGUGAAGAAGGCGGUGCAGGCGGUGGGCUACACAGAGGGGGCCCUGCUGGCCCUCGUUGUCAUCAUCAUCCUUUGCUGCGUCCCCGCCAUCCUCAUCGUCAUCUUCACCUACCGACAAUUUAAAGAGCGUCAGACUGAGUGUGCCAAAACCGCCAGGAUCCAAAUGGCACUGCCAGCUGGCAAACCUGGAGGGGCUGCGCCCAGCAACUUGUAUGAGGAGCUCGGCGACAGCACCAUGGCUAAAACCUGCGUCUUGGAGGAGGGCGACUGCCAGCGUCUCAUCAGCGAGUUUUCCUCACGCGUCAUCGCCACCCACAAGCAUUCGGCAGCCAAUGGUGUCCUGUUUAACAACCUGCUGCACUCUGAGUGCAGCGUCAGCUUCCUGUCUGACGAGAACCCGCUGACCAUCACCAGCCCCCUUUACUGCGAUGACAGCAGGGGGUGCGGCGGCCCCAAGCAUUCCGCCAGUACCCAGCAGCACGCAGACUCGCCUGACAGGUGCUUCUCAGUCCGGCACUUCUCUGUUCGCCGGCUGGGCCACUCCUGGACCCUGCCAUCCAGGCUGCGCAGGCGGGAGGCAGGCGCAGGAGGCAGGCGGAGCCACCUGGUGGUGAUGGACCCUGUGCAGCCGGACACGGAGGAGAAGCCGGGCGGCCCCCAGUGGCCCCAGCUGACGGUGAGGGAGCAGACGACAGGACGUGACACCCGGGGCUCACUCUCUCUGGACUUCCUGCUGUGCGAUGAGCCGUGGUCUGUUGAUGCGGGCUCGGGCACUCCCACCAUCAUCAUCACCCAGAGUGACAGCACGCCUCCACCCAGCCACAAGCCGACCCCCCUGGGGGUGCGCAAGCCCCCCAGCCUGGCUGCCUGCCUCAGGGAGGACACCUACGAGGUUAACUUGGAAAUCAUUCCAGACCACCCUGGCGUUCCUGCUCCUCUACCACCCACGGAGGCAACCCUCCAGACCGCUUCCACUUCCCCACCUCACCAUUCCAGCCCUCCUCCCAGAUCUCCACCCCCUCCACCCCUCCUCAGCCCUCCAACCCCUCCCCCUCUCCCAGUCCUGUCUUUACCUGCCCCCUCCCUGCUGCUUCUCCCACCGCUGCCUCCGGUGACAUCUCUCCAGACGGUGACCCUGCGUCCUCCUCCACUGCCCCCCCCAGCCGAGACCCCCAGGAAGGAGCUCAAGCGCGUCCUCGGACAUAUCCAAAACAUAGCGGACAUUGAGAAAGCUGUUGCCAACAUGUACAGUCAAAUAGACAGAAAACAGCAGCCACCAAAAGUGGCACCAAAGUCACCAGUGGCUGUGACAACAGAGAUGGGCAGGUCAGAGGCGGAGACCACGCUGGAGGCGGAGCCUGUGCAGAGGGCGGAUACAGAGAAUCAGAAGAACCCAAACCUGAACUCUGUCUUUGUCUCUGUCUCUGAGAGCUCCCCCUCUCAGUACACCAUGCUGUGACUACACCUCCUCUCGCUUUUCUUUUUUCCUCAUCUCUCUCUGCCAUCUUUCUCAGUAACUUUAUUUGAUAUCCUCCUUUUCCUAAUUUUUGUCAUGUUUUCCCCACUCACUGUCAUAUUGUACAUGUUGUUUAGAAUGUCCUUGGUUUUUGGGAAGUGAAGCUCCGCGUUUGUGCUUCUUGGUUUAGAUUUGAUCAGAUUAGAUUCUAAAAGUUUAAUGAAUUUGAACUCAUUCAGCAUUUUUUAUUCAAAUCAGUUUUGUAUGAGAAAACGACUUUAUUGUCUGUCUGACGUUUCUUAUUGGACAGUACUUAGAGAUGCUAAAUAAAGCUUUGCACUGGGGUCUCUCUUCUCUCUUUCGCUAGUGUUGGCACAGCAUGUACAAGCUUUCUCCUUCAUCCAUUAUG
This is a messenger RNA of Electrophorus electricus (electric eel), 6227 nucleotides long. The record is from RefSeq and is a predicted model, not a curated record. Lineage: Eukaryota; Metazoa; Chordata; Actinopteri; Gymnotiformes; Gymnotidae.